CUACACUCUCUCUCUCUCUCUCUCUCUAUGUGUGUGUGUGUGUGGAAAUACACACAGAUAGGUACACCCACGUAUACAUAUAAUCAAAAAUCAAUGGCAUUUAGGGGUGGUCGAUUUCGAGAGCUACUGAAGAAGUACGGAAAGGUGGCGUUGGGAGUACACUUCUCAGUCUCAGCAGCUUCUACGGCAGGUCUCUAUGUGGCCAUCAAGAACAACGUCGAUGUCGAGUCCAUGCUCGAAAAGAUCGGCAUGCAACGCCUCUCUAAAACCCUUUCCAAAGAAGAACAAGAAGAGCAAAGAACUCCUAAUCUGCCCCAAACGAACACUGGACCGACCGAUGGGUCCAUUCGUGAAGAACCAGUGCAUAAUCGAGACUCUACGUCUGGGAUAAUGAAGAAGAAGAAUCGAACGGCUGAGAUGGCUACUUCGAGCGGUGGAGCUCUAGCUAUGGCGAUGUUGUUGAAUAAGGCUCUGUUUCCGGUGAGGGUUCCGAUUACAAUCGCACUUACCCCUCCGGUCGCGAGGUUCUUGUCGAGGCGAGGCAUAAUGAAGAACGGUGUAUGAUUCCUCUUAAUUAUCAUCUCUAGUUCUCUCUGCUUUUAACAGAAUUUAUUGAACUCGUGAUGUAAAUUGAAGAAAUACAUAAAGGGUUUUGGAGUUUUUGA
Molecule: messenger RNA, 665 nt
Organism: Ilex paraguariensis (yerba mate)
Lineage: Eukaryota; Viridiplantae; Streptophyta; Magnoliopsida; Aquifoliales; Aquifoliaceae
Source: the annotation of a GenBank genome assembly